This is a messenger RNA of Aedes albopictus (Asian tiger mosquito), 3143 nucleotides long. Its product is annotated as protein argonaute-3. Gene Ontology annotation, cellular component: P granule. Gene Ontology annotation, molecular function: piRNA binding; protein binding; RNA endonuclease activity. Gene Ontology annotation, biological process: regulatory ncRNA-mediated gene silencing. The record is from RefSeq and is a predicted model, not a curated record. Lineage: Eukaryota; Metazoa; Arthropoda; Insecta; Diptera; Culicidae.
ACGGAAAAAUGUCCUCGCGGUUGAAUUUAGUUCGCGCAUUUCUCAGUCAAUCGGGAUCAUCCGGAGAUGCCGCUGAGCGAACGAAGGCUUCGUCUUCCGGUGAUGCUCCCAGCGAAGGAGUCGAUAGUGGUUUCCAGACGCGCACUCCGGAGACCACACCAACCACGCAGCGCAAAGGUAUUGGGCGUGGUCAGCUGACGUCGGAUGCGGGUAGGGCCACCGGAACAUCCGGAGCAGACUCGUCGGAGUCCGACGACAAACAGUCCAGCAUUGGAUCCGCUUUGCCGUCGUUGAGUGGCCGUGGCCGAGCCCAGUUCAUUCAAGCGCUCAUUCGUCAGCCGUUCGAACCGGCUCCUUCGGUGGUUUCGGAUGAUUCGUCUUCCAUGGUGUCGGCUAGAGUGUCGCAAAUUGCCUGCGGACGAGGACGGUUCAUUCAACAGCUGCUGAAUACGGCUGCCGAUGCCGAGAGUAUCGAAACCCAAUCGAACGGAAAACAUGACGAACUGUCCGAAGCAGUGUCACAGGUCACGCUCGCUGAAACGGUCGAAACGGAGGAAAAGGCCCCAGUCAUCAGAACGGGAACCAGCGGAACUCCCGUUCAACUGAUGACCAACUAUAUUCGUCUGGCAUGCGAUCCGGACCGCGGUAUCUACGAGUACGAAGUACGAUUCCAUCCGUUGGUGGACUCGAAAGCAAUCAGAGCUCGCUACAUCGCACAACACAAGGAUGUCCUCGGCAAUGCCAAAACGUUCGACGGCGUCAAACUGUUUCUUCCGAAGAAGCUUCCAGAGGCGGAACUGAUCCUGCAAUCGAAAAACCCCGUCGACGGCCACGACGUCACCAUCAAGAUCAUCUACAAGCGCAAGCAGCGAAUGAGCGAGAACAUCCAGUUCUACAACAUUCUCUUCCAGCGCAUCAUGAAAGUGCUGAAGAUGGUCGAGAUGGGUCGGAAGAAUUUCGACCCGUCGGCGCCGAAGCUGAUUCCGCAGCAUCGUCUGGAAAUCUGGCCAGGAUACGUUAGCGCCGUCGACGAAUACGAGGGAGGCUUGAUGUUGAAUCUCGACGUGUCCCAUCGGGUGCUGCUCCAGACGACGGUGUUGGAUCACAUCCGAACCCUGGCGAGGGCCAAUCCGCAGGAUUACAAGAACAUGGCCACCAAAUCGCUGCUGGGAGCCGUCAUAUUGACUCGCUACAACAACAAAACGUACCGCAUCGAUGACAUCCUGUUCGAUCAGAAUCCCACCAUGACCUUCGAAGCCAACGGAAAACCCAUUUCGUACGUGCAGUACUACAAACAGCAGUACAACAUCGACAUUCACGAUCUGAAGCAGCCGCUGCUGAUCAACCGGAAGGAACGUCGAGUGGCCGGCCAGGACAAACCGUUGGAGAUGAUCAUGUGUUUGAUCCCGGAGAUUUGCUACCUGACCGGAUUGACCGACGAGAUGCGAAGCGACUUCAAGGUGAUGCGGGACAUUGCGGCGUUUACGAGGGUGUCGCCGAAUCAGCGCUUGAACAGCAUGCGUCAGUUUUGUCAAAACGUCAACGAAAAUAAGGAAGCUCGGGAAAUCCUGGAGGUUUGGGGCCUAACGUUGGACAUGAACGCCCUGGUAAUGAAGGGACGUUGCUUCAAGGAGGAACAGGUCAACUUCAGCGGGGUCAAUGUCCCCGUUGGAAAAGGAGGUGAUUUCAACCGAGCCGUCACCAGCAACAACGUCUUGCAAGCGGUCAACAUUCGCAACUGGCUGUUGGUUCACACGGCGAAGGACACCCGGAUUGCCAAGUCGUUCAUGGAUUGCGUCGAGCGCAGCUGUCGUCCAAUGGGCAUUCAGAUCGGGCCGCCAGCGAUCGAAGUCCUGCAAACCGAUAAGACCGAGCUGUAUGUGCAACUGCUACGAACGAAAAUCCGCCAAGAAACGCAAAUCGUUGUCAUAAUCUGUCCGACCUCACGGGACGAUCGUUACGCUGCCAUCAAACGUAUUUGCUGCUCGGAGAUCCCAGUUCCAUCGCAGGUCAUCAACGCCAGAACGCUGAGCAACGAGGCCAAGAACCGUGCCAUCGUACAAAAGAUCAUUCUUCAGAUGAACUGCAAACUCGGAGGAACACUGUGGAGCAUUCGCAUUCCGUUCGACAAUGUGAUGAUUGCCGGAAUCGAUACGUACCACGACCCGAAACAAAAGAGCAACUCCGUGUCGGCGUUUGUGGCCUCGCUCAAUGGCGACUACACCCGCUGGUAUUCUCGAGCCUGCAUUCAGAGCAAAAAGGAAGAGUUCAUCAACGGUCUUUGUGCAUCGAUGGAAAAGUCCCUGAAGGCAUACCAGAAGGCAAACUGCCAGCUUCCGAAAAAGAUCAUCAUUUUCAGAGAUGGUGUUGGUGACGGUCAGCUGCGAAUGUGCUCCGAGUAUGAAAUUCCUCAACUGCUAGAGUCGUGUAAGCUAGUGGAACCCGACUACAUUCCGGAGAUCACGUUUAUUGUCGUUCAAAAGCGUAUCAACACCCGAAUGUUCCGCAUCGAUGGAAACAACCUGGAAAAUCCGAACCCGGGCACCGUUCUGGACCACACCAUUACCCGUCGCAACCAUUUCGAUUACUUCCUGGUACCGCAGUCGGUCCGUCAGGGUAGCGUUUCGCCAACCCAUUACAUUGUGGUGCACAACCAGUCGAACCAUUCGCCGGACAUUCUGCAACGGUUGAGCUACAAGCUAUGCUACCUGUACUACAACUGGCCCGGAAGUGUGCGAGUCCCCGCCUGCUGUCAGUAUGCCCACAAAAUGGCCUACCUCAUCGGACAAUCGGUCAAACGGAACCCGGACGAGACGCUGAACGACAAACUCUUCUACCUGUGAAUGUGGUACCAUCGACGCGUUACCGCCAAACGGUAGUUUCGAUUUAUCCGAAGGGACUGAUUUAUUUUCGUUUUAUGUCAUUUUUUUUUUCAUUUCGAGAUGAGAUUUGUUUUAUCAAGCUGUUAGAGAGAGAAAACGGUUUAUCGCCAAAAAUGAGUGCCUUGUUAGUCAGCAGUAUUUAUCUCCAGCUGCGAUGUUCUAUACAUUACAAAGUAAAUCCAUGUUUUUGUUACAGAAAAUCGGUGACUAAAAUACUGAAUUCAAUCUAUUUUGGGUCACCAGUGACGCGUUUCUCAUGAA